This is a messenger RNA of Epinephelus lanceolatus (giant grouper), 5244 nucleotides long. It is a transcript of the gene tdrd7b, whose product is annotated as tudor domain containing 7 b. NCBI's taxonomy places the organism in Eukaryota, Metazoa, Chordata, Actinopteri, Perciformes, Serranidae. The record is from RefSeq and is a predicted model, not a curated record.
GACAGGAGAUGUGUCCUCGGAUGAAUAUAUUGACAUGUAAUUAGCCAGAAGCCCAUGCACAGCCGACCAAUCAGGUGGCGGAGGAGAGGCUGUGCCUGGACCGGCUGGCAGACACCCCGAGGACAGUGCUUCGGCCGCAGCUCAGCCCCGUGGCGGUGACAGCACUGACAGCGACUGGACCAGGUCCUGCCUUCACCAUCCCGUCUGUUUAGAGCAAGAUGGCUGACGUGGAGCUGGUGAAGAAGAUGCUGCGGGCCGUCCUCCAGGCCAACAAAGGCGGAGUGUCACUGUCCCGUCUGCAGUCGGAGUACAAAGAGCUGACCGGGGAGCAGAUACCGUACAAACAGAUGGGACACAACCACCUGGAUGCACUGCUUGUCAGCAUGCCCUCUGUAGUCCGCACGGAGCGCAGCCGCUCUGGAGAGACGGUGUGUUUUGCCUCAGGAGCCAAUGAGACGGCCCAUUUAGCUAAAGUGGUGGCUCGUCAGCGCAGCUCCAAGAAGACAGGCCGACCCCACCUGGUUAACACUCAGAUGAGGGUCAAACCGGCUGCCCCACUUGUCCUCAAUGCCAAACCUCAAACCUCUCUGAGGCAGCCCAACCACCGCAGCAGAGGCGGGGGCAGAGGAGGAGGCGGCAGCCGAGGGGCGGGACAUGGAGACUUUAGACAGGCAAGGGACAUGAGGGAUGGCCAGUCUGAGGGCAAGACUGGGGCGCAUCCGAACAAGAUGUCCAAUCAGAACACACCCAGCAGGAAAGGAAACACACCUGCAGAGAAGUCAGACAAGAGGAUGACCCUCCCAUCACGGUUUCAGAAGGAGGUGCAUGCUCACCUUUCCAGAAACUCCCAACAGACCGGUCCACCCAUGAAUCUGAACGAGAGCCUCGGCUCGGGGAAAGGAAAGCCCUACAACCCUCAGCAGGUCCAGGGUCGCAUCAGGGAGAUCCUGGGGAAGUAUAGUAACGGGUUCUGGGUGUCGAAGCUGCCUCAGAUCUACAGAGAACUGUACAAACAGGACAUGCCUACUGAGGCCAUCAAAGACCUGGAGACCUGGACGCACAUAUGCACUGUGGAGAAAACCUGCAGCAGUAACCCAUCAGAGCUGCUACUGUACCCUGCCAAGGAACAGACCACCACAUCCUCCCCUCCGCCCAUCCUAAAACCAAACUCCACCACUGCCCCUGUCCCAUCUUCAAACACCCCAGGAGACAAACCCAUGCAGUCCCCCGCCCAGCAGAGACCCCCCAGCACCCAUCCGACUCGCUCUGGUUCUCGCUCUCCUCAGACUCCUCCAUCGUCCUCCUCGUCCCCUAGCCCUCCCUCCUCCCCCGCCACCCUCAGCCCCGACCUGAAGCUGAAACUGGAGGAGCUGCUGGUGAAGUACUCCAACGGCCUGUGGGCCCACGCGCUUCCCAAGCUCUUCCAGGACACCUACAAAUUCAAACUGCCUGGACAUGUCCUGGAGAACCUACACCUCCUCUCUGACAUCUGCACCAUCGACUACCCGAUGCCUGACAACCCCAAGAGGGCCAUCUUGUACAGGAGGAGCAGCAGUGGAGAUGGAGGAGGAGAAGAUGAGAACUGUAAUAGGAGAAAUUCCUCGGCCAGUGAGGAGGAGCUGAGGGUGAGGCAGGAACUGGGGAGGAGGCUCAGUAACCACGCAGUGCCUUCUCUGCAGAUCCCCAAAGAGGAGUACCCCUCUGUGUUAGUGGUGGAGGCCACCAACACCAAUGGAGUUAUACUCAGGUAUAUUGGUGAGGGUUACUCCCAGGCACAGGAGUCCAUGGAGGAUGAAAUGAGGGAGUUUUAUGGCCUGAACCAAAGCAGUCCAACCCCUCUGUCAUCGCCAUCCUCAGGCCAACUUGUUGCUGUCAGGGCAGAGGAAGAGGAGGAGAUUCUGAGGGCACAAGUCUGUGAGGUCAUGGCCGACAAGGUCAAGGUGUACUACGUGGAUCAUGGCUUCUCAGAGGUGAUCAGCAAAACCAAAGUGUUUGAGCUGCAUGAGAAGUUUUUCCAGCUGCCUUUUCAGGCGACCAAGUGUAAACUGGCAGGCCUGGAGCCAUUCUGCCAGGAGCCUGCCGUGCUGAAGAAGUUUGAGACAAUGGCAAGUGGAAAGAUCCUAUUGGCUGAGAUCCUAGAGAGAGGGCAGACCCCUCUUGUCGUCCUGUAUGACACGUCGCAGGAUGAUGAUGUCAACAUCAAUGCCGCCUGCAUGAAAGCCCUGCAGGACAAGACGCUAGCCAGCCCGUUACAGGUGAACAGCGCUUAUAUGAACGUGACUGUCAGAAGCGUCUGCUCAGAUGGGACCAUCUACUGUCAGCUGCCCUCCAGAGGCCUUGCAAAGCUGAAUGAGAUACUGGAGAAUAUCGAGACAUACUUCCACUCACAGGUAACAUCAGAGUUCCUGGUAUCCAGACCCUUCUGUGGGAAAGGAUGUCUGGCUCGCUACAAAGGCAAAUGGUCUCGCGUAGAGAUCACCAACCUGCACGGCAGCAGAGUGCUGGACAUCCUGUUCAUUGAUGUGGGCGUUCAGGCUUCUGUCGAGGUGUUUGAGCUGAGAGAGAUCCCACCACCGUUUCUCCGUGACCUCAUGGCGAUCCCCCCACAGGCUGUGAAAUGCUGUCUGGCAGACCUGGCUGUCAGUGUUGGAUCUUGGACUCCAGAUGCUGUCCAAUGGCUUCGAGAGAAAGUGCUCAACACCACAGACUGUAGCAUGAAGGUUGCCAAGGUAGAUGAAACCAAGCGUUGCAUCUAUGUCCACCUUUUCACCGACAAGAACUUCCACGACCCGGCCCGCAGCCUCAACCAUCAGAUGGCUCAGUCUGACCUCUUCAAACAGCAACCAGAUGUUUUCCUGACAAGCCACAGCCCUGGCAAGAUCUCUACAGCCACUCUAUCCUCCAAGACUCCCAGCACCAGUGACUACACUAAUGGGAGUCCAACGUCAGCCUCUGUCCCAGCCAAGCCUCAUCUCAGGAGGGCUCUGUCAGGACCCAAAGGAGGUGGAGGAGGCAGCACGACCACUACCAGCCCACCAGAGACACCAUCAGCCCCGUCAUCCUCUCUCCAGCUGCCACCGUUACUGGAGCUGCCCCCAGCAGGAAACAACAUAGAUGUCUACGUAUCAGUGGCGUGCCAUCCAGGCCACUUUGUGCUGCAGCCUUGGAGAGAUAUGUACAAACUGGUGGUGCUGAUGGGAGAGAUGAUUCUCUACUAUAAUAAAACUGAGGAGAAACCAGUCAAUAUAGAGAAGAAUCAGAUAUACGCUGCUAAAGUGGAGAACAGCUGGCAUCGUGUGUUAGUGAAGGGAGUUCUGACCAAUGGGCUGGUGUCUGUGUAUGAGCUGGACUAUGGUAAACAUGAGCUGGUCAGCUGCACACAGCUCAGGCCUCUGAUAAAGGAGUUCAGACAGCUGCCGUUCCAGGGAAUCACUGCUCAGCUGGCUGGGUUGAAGCCAAGGCAGUGGUCGGAGGAGGCUUCGAUCGUUUUCAGGAACCAUGUGGAGAAGAAACCACUCGUGGCACAGCUGGAGGCCAUACAGGAAGCCACUAACGCGUGGGACAGGAAGUUGACGGUCUUCCUGGUUGACACUUCACAGGAAGAAAGGGACAUCUGGGUGCAUGACAUCAUGGCUGAAUUUGCUGACGAGCUGACCAACGAGCUGUAGACAACAGCAGAUCGUCAACAAGUCUUACUAGCCUAGCAGUUGUCCUGUCGCACCAUGAAGACACUGUGAGUUGUGGAUAGCCAAAAUAGAAGAAGAAGCUUAUCCAUCUGUAUCUAUCUACCAUGUAGGGGGACUGACAGAAGAAAGGAUUGAAAAAUGAAGAAGUUACAAGAAGAAGAGAGGUUUAAUAGCACGUAGAGACUGGCAUUAACAGAGAGACAAGAGGUAUAGGUGUUGUAGCCACUUGCUUGUUGUGUUUUGGGCUGUACAUCGAAGGAUGUUGUGAUGUGAUUUUGAGUGACUGCAGUGUGACCAUUGGACAAUACACCCUUGCAUGAUGUUGGUCCAAACUUGCCACAAAUACUCAAAACGUACCUUCAGCACACAGUAACAAGCUGCUGAAUCUAUUCAUGAUAGCCUCACAAAGCUGUGGAAGUGACACAACAUACAUCCUUAUACCAUUCAGUAUGGGCUUUAAUCCAGCAGCAUCUUACACUACAGUAACCUGAGUGCAUCCAGUUUUAGUGUGUGUCAUCCUGGGGAUGCCUGAAUACCCUCAACCCUGCUAAUGUGAGUACCAUACAGAGUGCACAAAAUGUUCACAUUAGCUCUUCUUACAUGCCAGAAGACUUAUAUGCAUUUGUUUACAAAAUCUGCUUUUUGGAUGGUAUUUCAGGUCAUUAAAAGGUUUCCAAAAGUUAGUGCAAACAUUCCUGUAAGAGGAGAGGAAAUAGAUGGGUCAUUGACUCACUGUGGACAGACGCAAUGUUGACAGACAGUCACCCCUUUUUAGCAUAUACCCCCUAACAUAGUCUACUGUACUUAUUGAGCAAGCAAGACAUGGAAACACAAGUUCAUAAGGUUUCGUGAGGAGUGAUAUACUUGAUGUGAGAUAUGUUUAUUUUUAAUUUAUCCCAACAUUUUUUUUGUGGUGGUACUGGUGCUACAUUUACAGUAGAGAGCCCAUUCUUGCAAACAGUCCUUAGACAUCUGAAUUAGUAUUCCCUGAAGCCCCGUUCCUGACUCCUGUGAUGGCAUUGUCUCGUACAUCUCUUCUCCUCCUGUGAAACACCAAGUUGAAUAUCUCUCCUUUAUUCUGUUUCUUGUCUGAUAACAAGAGCUUAAUUUCAGCAGAUCACACGUGGUGCAUCUUGCAGAUCUUUCAUAACUGUGCACAUAUAGUUUGAUGUUAUAAUAAUAAGCAGAUUAAGUUACCAGUAGUGUUAAACUUUUAGAUCUUCAAAUAGGACAUAAGUUCUCUUUAUGAUUGGUUCCAGUGCCACCAUCAAAUGUUGGCCUGAUGUGGGAUUUUAUUCUGAAAAUGUGACUUUUUUUUCCUGACACACGUGCACCAUCAUGGUUUUGGAUGUACAAGUGCUUCUCCAGUUCUGAAGACAGUAGAUGUGACAAAGCUCAAAGCUGCAUUGUUGUUGUUAACAAUUGACAAGUGACAUGACCUUAAUUUAUAUUUAACUUAUAUUCGCUAGAAGAUGAUAAUUACAUCCAUUUUGUUGUUUGACAAUGACCUGGGGGUAAUAAAAGACUUGUUUUUGGAAUAAAGUCUGUUUGAGAGGAA